Haemonchus placei is the source of this 1467-nucleotide messenger RNA. The record is from the annotation of a GenBank genome assembly. Lineage: Eukaryota; Metazoa; Nematoda; Chromadorea; Rhabditida; Trichostrongylidae.
AUGUUUCCCACCGGAGGUGGAAGCUCUCAAACUAUGGCCCAGGAAACGGCAGCACCUCAACCUCGUCCUGGUCUUGACUUAUUCAGAGCUUUUGCCAGUUUAACCGCCCAAAACUCACAUUCCCACCAGCCAACCAACCAGUUCAUAGCUUCGUUGGGUCAGCCGUCUGUUCACGCUGCACAAUUGGCUGCUCAACAACAUUCACCUUCUACUUCGUUACUGCAGCAAGGAAUCAGUCGUCAGCAGGCGGAGAAGAAAGCCACCUCGGAUCGCUUGGAAUCCAUCGAGAAAGACCGAAAACAAGCAGAUCAACAAGUUGAGGCUCUUACCAAACGGAGAGAACGUCUUAAGAAUGUAAAGAAGGAGUCGGAGCAAGAAGUGAAGGAGACGGUCAAUGGAGAGGUCGACGAAAGGGAUAAUGUUCCACUCUGGCAAAGGAUAAUCGCAGAAAAUAAACGAAAGUCUCCCAUAAAAACACGCUUGGUAGUCAAAAGAUCAGCACAAGAAGCGUGCUUUUAUGAGCCGUGUAAUGCUCCUGGAAUGAUCGAACUGUUGAAAAGACAGAAGGUAUUCGAGCCAAAGUUGAGACAGACGAUUAUUUUGCGACAGCGAGUGAAACUUGAAUGCUAUAGGUAUAAUGAUGAAACUUAUAACUCAUGUAUGAGGGAUUAUCUACGAAAGCUAGAGCGGUGGGAAAAUAGCCCCAAGAAAGUUGCUCGUGAUUUGAAGAAUCGAGAAAUAUUCGAAAGAGCCUUUCCUGAAAUGAAAAGAUCUCGGGAAGAAAAAGAGCGCUCCUGCCGAACCGAUCGAAUAAGCUUACGUGGUCAAGAUGGUGUGGACGAACAGCCUGCCCCAAGUGAAAAGGGACAGGUGGAUGAAGAGUAUAAAAUGAGGAAUGCCGCAGCUAUUCCACCCCUAAUUGUAAACGAAUCACCGAUUAGACCGAGAUUUUUCGAUAACAAGCAUGCGAUUAUUAAGAAUGCGGCUGCGGAGAAUAAAAAUUGGAUUGAAACUUUUCUUUCUUCGUGGUCGGAUGAUGAAAAGAAGUUAUUUCGAGAAAGGUUGUCUGCCGUGGGUAAGAACUACGCCAACAUAGCCAUGUUUCUUGAAAACAAAACUGUGAAGGACUGUGUUUUAUAUUACUACUUAUGCAAGAAGAGAGAGAACUUCAAAGCUGUCAUUCCGAAAAGAAAAAGGAAGCUUGCAAAGACGUACAAGCCGCCUACGAUGCCAACUGCGGAGGAAUUAGCGAUGUACCAGUUGGUGCCACAAGAUGCUCUAACGGAAGCUCAAUCGAGUGCUUCUCAAGAUAGCAAGUGUGUUGUGUGUCAACUUCGCAUCGAUCCAACUACGAAUCCUGGACGGGUACUGACAAGAUCCAAUUACGAGAUGUAUGAUCCUAAGGAUUAUCUACUCAUCGAGAUCUUCCACUCAUCUCACCAGAAUCUUGAAUUUGGUUGCGAUUAG